Achroia grisella is the source of this 1754-nucleotide messenger RNA. RefSeq names its product zinc finger protein 728-like. Lineage: Eukaryota; Metazoa; Arthropoda; Insecta; Lepidoptera; Pyralidae. The transcript has 10 exons. Gene Ontology annotation, cellular component: nucleus. Gene Ontology annotation, biological process: regulation of transcription by RNA polymerase II. The record is from RefSeq and is a predicted model, not a curated record. Bases 151 to 1614 code for a protein of 487 amino acids. Gene Ontology annotation, molecular function: DNA-binding transcription factor activity, RNA polymerase II-specific; zinc ion binding; RNA polymerase II cis-regulatory region sequence-specific DNA binding.
CUUGAGUAGUAUAGUCUUUGGUUGUAGUUACAUUACCGCUUUAAACUUUAUUUGUCUAUUUAAAAAUAAAUGUGUGAAAAAUAAUAAACUAUUAUUAAACAUAGUAUAAUACAAUAUAGAUAUUUAUUGUAAAUUAAUUCUGGCAUCGAAAUGGACAAAUGUCGACUCUGUAUGGGAAAUAAAAAAAAAUUAUAUUCAAUAUUCGAUACUGAUGACGGGGUCUCGUAUGCUAAUAUGACAACAUCUAUGGCGAAUGUGAAGAUCAUGGAAAACGAUGGAAUCUCGGAAAAUAUAUGCACUCUAUGCCGAAAAAAAGUUAAAGACAUGUUUGAUUUUAAAAAAGUGAUAGAGUCAUCUGAUUUAAUCCUACGGACUCAUAAUAAUAUAAAGAGAAUAAACUUCAGUAACCUCAAUGAAAUUAAAGUCAAGUUUAAAAUUACUAGUAUAAAAGACUGUGCGGGAAAUUUGGAUUCUUUCCCUAAGUAUAAUAAUUACAUCAUUGGAUGCAUUAAAAAUGGUAAUGAUACAAUUGUUUAUAAAGAUGUUGUUAUAAAAAAAAUUGUUACACCAGAUAACAAUUUUAUUCAUAGAGAAGAGAAACCCCUGAAUGUUUUUGACUUUCUUAAUACACUUAAAGAUGAACCGUCUUAUGAUUAUGAUGAUAAUGGUCCUAUUGAUGCAUAUAAUCAAGAGGAUGAUGAUGAUGAUAUCUUCAUGCCCCAUAUAAAAGGACUUAAAAAGAAAAAACAUAAAGUCAAAGUAUUAAAAGCAAAUAUCUGUAACAAGGGUCAAUUUGUUAAAGUCCAUAUAAAGCCUGUAUUGUUGGAGGAUAUUAGAUUAAUUCGUACAAAAUCAAAUAGACAAAAAAGAAAAUUCCAGUAUGAUAAGACAUUGGCAAGACAAAAAAAAAUACAAAUGUGCAAUUAUUGUGGUAAGAUGACUACAGCAAUAAAAUCACACCUAUUGAUGCAUACUGGUGAAAGGAUACACAAAUGUAAUAUGUGCAAGAGAUCUUUCUUUACUAUUAAUCAUUUGGAAUAUCAUAUGAAAAUACAUCUAACGGAAAAUAUGUAUAAAUGUGAGCAUUGUUUGGCAAAAUUCAAUAAUAAAGAUUCUUUAAAAAGGCACAAUGUGGUUCAUGAUAAUGAGAAAAGAUUUGUUUGUAAUGUCUGUAGUAAAGGAUUUAAAAGGAGAAAUGCACUAGCAAGACACAUUAAAGGGCAUAAUUCAGCAAACAAAAGCAUUCAAUGUGAACUAUGCAAUAUGACUUUUUUUUCAAAAUAUAGUUUAAAUAAUCAUAUGCGUGUACAUACUAGAGAACGGCCCUAUAAAUGUGAGAUAUGUUCACAACCCUAUAGUUAUAAACACGAUUUCAAUCAACACUGUUUGAAAAAACAUGGCGUAUAUUUUAAACGACGAUCAGUCUACGUAAUGAAUGAGGAAGUUUUAAAAAAAGAACGAGAACUAAUGAAAGAGUUAAUGCUUAGAGUACAUGGCGUUGUUGAUGACGAAGAACCGUUUAAAGAGUUUCAAGGACCACAGGCACAUAUGGCUUUAGAACAAAUGAUUAAACUUUUGCAAACCAAGCAAAUCCCAAUGGAUUUCCAUUUUUGAAUGGUGUUUUCUAAUAAUAAUAAGAUUCAUAUGAUCGGUAUUCAAAUCUGAGAUAACGAGAUCUUUUUUAAUCAUUAUAGUAUGCUAUGCAUUUUUAAUUGAAACAUUAAUACCAAAAGUGCUGGCAAUAGAAAGAGCUG